CUGUCAAAUUGCUGUCAAACUGUCAUUCAACUUUUGUAAAACUGCUAGCGAGAUGUCCGAUUCCGCCGGCGAUAAUUUAAAACCUCGAGUUGUUGUUUUAGGAGGGUGUGGUUUCAUUGGUCGCAACCUGGUGGAGUACUUAAUAAGCAAUGACCUGGUGAGUGGGUUGCGAGUGGUUGACAAGACCCCUCCGCAGCUGGCCUUCCUCAAUCCCACACAUUUGAAAUGCUUUGAAGAUCCUCGGGUGGAGUACAAAAGUGCCAACCUUAUAAAUUCAACAUCAUGUGCGACAGCGCUAGAGCCGGAUGGGAAGCCCUGGGCGCUGGUGGUGAACUGCGCGGGGGAGACGCGCGGCGGACAGACCGAGGCGGUGUACGCGGAGGGCAUCGUCACGCUGAGCGCCAACGUCGCCAAGCAAUGCGCCGCGCUGGCCGUGCGCCUCGUGGAGAUAUCCAGCGGGCACAUGUACAGCAGCGACAAGCCGCAAAAAGAAGAGUGUCCCAUAGAGCCAUGGACGGUGGAGGGGCGCAUGAAGAGUCGCGUGGAGCAGGAGCUCAAGAACAUGCCCCAACUCGACUACACCAUCCUGAGGCCCGCCAUUGUCUAUGGUGUUGGAGAUAGGAGAAGCUUGACACCGCGUCUCCUCUACGGCGGCAUAUACAAGCAUCUCGGUGAAACCAUGAAGCUUCUGUGGACUGCCGACCUAAAGAUGAAUACCGUUCACGUCAGAGACGUGUGCCGUGCUAUUUGGACUCUGGGCCUUAGACCCGACGCCAAGGGGCAGAUAUACAACGUAGUGGACGAAGCCAACAGCAGCCAAGGCAGUCUAGCAGAACUGGUAGCGGAGAUAUUCAAGAUAAACCAUGAUUACUAUGGCACUACUAUAUCUACAUUGGCUAAGAACGACAUAGCGUCCGUAGCUGAAGAGGCUAACGACAAGCAUCUCACAGCGUGGGCGGACAUCUGCCGCAAGUACGCGCUGGAGCACACGCCGCUGGAGCCCAGCGCCGGCGCGGAACUGCUGCUCAACAAGCAGCUGUGUCUCGACGGAGCCAAGCUCAGGGCGAUACUGCAGCCCGACGUGCCCGCACCCAGCGUCGACAAGCUGCUAGAGGUACUAGAAGAUUAUGCUUCAAUGAAUCUUUUCCCAAAGGAGCUUUUGCUAUGACCAUUUACUGCCAAUUAGGUGUACAAGUCGCUUCCCCAGUGUUUGUAUGUGUAUACCGCGAUUUCACCAUAGUUCAGCAAUCAUACAGUAGUGUAACAAGUUUGUUUAAACUUCGAGUUCUAUACUGGGGCCCCAAGCGGAAACUAUGUGACAAAAAUUUGUCAUACUAUACAUAUUACUUUAAACAAGUGAUUUUGGGUCCACUUGUAUAGACGUUUCCGAACUGUAUGGUUACUAAGCUGUGGUGAAAAAUAAGAGCUUAAAGUUACGAAAGACAUUAUGUUGUAAAGUUUUAUCGAAAUUAUUUUAAGCUUAACAAUAUUUUAGAUUCUAAAGCAAGGCCAAUGAAAUAUCUGCAAAGUGACUAAGAGCCAGCGUGUGCCAGGCCUUCGUUAUUUUAUAAACGCUGGAAGAUUAUUACUUAUCUGCAUAUUGUCCCCAACACAUAUAUUAAUAACUAUACAUCUGUGGUUCCAAGUCUUGCUAACACGGCUGCGCCAUCUUGUUUCAAUACAAACAUUAUAUCGCAUCUCAUUGGCCUAGCUUUAGAUAUUUAUAUAAAUCUAAUUGUUUACACAAUCCUAUUAAAAUAGUGUUUUACAAAAAGUUGGUUGAAAUGUUUGAAACAUUUUUACUUUGGAUGAAAUAUAACGAAAUUUUUAUUAUGUCUACAAUCGUUCAGGGUUUUAAAAUUAUUAUAAUAAGACGAAGACAUCGUGCUGUGAUAAAAUUAACUGUGAACUUGAGAGUUCAACGUUUUGGCCAAUAUAAAGCAAUCUAAUUAACUAUGCCGGUUGGUUAUCUUCAUACUUGGGAACAAAAUGUACU
Molecule: messenger RNA, 1996 nt
Organism: Maniola jurtina (meadow brown)
Lineage: Eukaryota; Metazoa; Arthropoda; Insecta; Lepidoptera; Nymphalidae
Exons: 8
Coding region: 53-1168 (371 amino acids)
Source: RefSeq, a predicted model, not a curated record